UGAACGCCGACGUAAGAGACAAAAGUUCCAACGGAGGUAGACGGAGUUUAUGCAUGGUAAGGGGUGUUAGGGGAUAAGAUGAUCGAUCGUGCAUAAAAGUUGGGCCUCGGUCCCGAUUAAUACAAUUAUGAAUGUUUGGCUUCGCCUCGUCUCACAUAUCGUAUUGCGUAGUGCUGUACCUUUUUAGAGGAUGGUUGGGAGGUGUCUCUUUGUUGAUAUCUGGCUGUUUCACCGAAUGGUAAGGGGAAUUUGGGUAUAAAGAUGUCUCGGUGGUUUCUACUAUAAAUGGAGGACGUUGAGCAUCAGGUGAAGCGAGCAUACGAAUGCGAUCUCUCAGGAAUUAAGUAAAAAUUGAAUCAUCUGAAAAAUUGAGGAAAAUGACAACACCAGCUCCCCAACUGUAUAACCUUCCGAGCGAUGCAGUCUGGUUUAUCACCGGCUGCUCCUCAGGCAUGGGCCAAGCCCUAGCCCAGCACAUAGCGACCAAGACGUCGCCACCACAGCGCGUCGUCGCAACGGCGCGGAACCCAGCCUCCCUCGCAGAGAUCCCGGAUGGGCCUAAUGUACUUAAACUGCCAUUAGACGUGACAUCGUACAAAUCCAUAGACGCAGCAUUCGAUUCAGCCGUCGCACACUUCGGGCGCGUGGACGUAGUCGUGAAUAACGCAGGCUACAACCUAAUGGGCGACGCCGAAGCCUCCGAGCCAGGCAACGCAGGAGCGCGGACUUUAAUCGAUACUAAUUUCUGGGGAGCGGUUGACGUGACGAAACGUGCACUCGCCAUAUUCCGAGAUACUAACCCCAAGACCGGACAACGGGGCGGCGUGAUCUUGAAUAUCACAUCUAUGGGGGGAUUCAUCAGUUCCCCUGGAAACUCGUUCUACCACGCGAGUAAAUACGCAUUGGAAGGGUUCGCUGAGAGCGUGGCUAAGGAGGUUCUUCCAGAGUGGAAUAUUCAUAUCUGUAAUGUGGAGCCUGGUGGUGUGUUGACGAAGUAUACUACGACUUCUUUGAAGAGGAUGCCGAGACACCCGGCGUAUCUGGAGGGCCCGACGACGGAUUUGUUGAAGUUCAUGGAUGAUACUGAGACACAUAAGUUGUUUGCGUCGCCGGAGCAAGUCGCGCAGGCGAUUUAUGGUGUUGUAGGGAGUGGACGGAGGAUUCCGGUUCGGAUACCGAUGGGACGGGAUGCUUGGGGGAUUGUUAUGAGCGAGGUUGAGAGGGUGAAGGAGGAGUUGGAGGAGUUUAAGGAUGUUAGUUGUGCGAUGGGGGAUUAUAAAGUUGAGGAUAUGGCCAAGCUCGUGAAAUAGAUCGAUCCUCGUGAAAUCCUAGUAGCAAUCCAGACUCAAGAAUAGUUUUCCACAUAAUAAGACUUGACGCACGCGUGCAAUU
Molecule: messenger RNA, 1392 nt
Organism: Hypoxylon trugodes
Lineage: Eukaryota; Fungi; Ascomycota; Sordariomycetes; Xylariales; Hypoxylaceae
Product: NAD(P)-binding protein
Exons: 2
Coding region: 378-1310 (310 amino acids)
Source: RefSeq, a predicted model, not a curated record